GUGGCUGGGGGCUGUUCUCUCUUCCAGACAGAUGUGGCCGUGCGCCAUGGACACCCCCCUGGAGAAGGCCUUGGCCACCUUGGUCUGCACCUUCCACAAGUACUCAGGCCGGGAAGGCGACAAGCUCACCCUGAGCAAGAGGGAGCUGAAGGAGCUGGUGAAGAACGAGCUGGGGCUGGGGGAGCGGCUGGACGGUGGCAUUGAGCAGCUGAUGAAGAGCCUGGACAAGAACAGCGACCAGGAAAUCGACUUCAAGGAGUACUCCGUGUUCCUCUCCACCCUGUGCAUGGCCUACAACGAAUUCUUCCAGGAGAGCAGGAAGUAGGGGCCGGGCCAGGCCCCGCAAUCCUCGCGCUGCAGGCGGGGUCGUUCAAUAAACAGCUCUGCCCAG
This is a messenger RNA of Pelodiscus sinensis (Chinese soft-shelled turtle), 391 nucleotides long. The record is from RefSeq and is a predicted model, not a curated record. Lineage: Eukaryota; Metazoa; Chordata; Testudines; Trionychidae.